GUGAGCGGCUCGGAGUCCCAGGAGAGCGAGCGAGCGAGAGAGAGAGAGAGCACCGGGUCGCCACGGACGAUGGUGACCGCACGGCUCGGGUCGCUGCCGCCGCCGCUGCCUCCGCCUCCCGAGACGCAGCAGCCGAGGCCGGGCGCAGAAGCACCGCCGCUGUGAGCCGCCCGGGCCCCGCCGCCGCCGCCGCCGCCGCCGGAUAGACAACCAGGAGGGCCGGCGAGACCUCCCGCGGGACCCGCACACCCGGAGGCCCGAGGUCUUCUCCAAGAAGAAAAUAAACCAAACCAAACCAGUAAAACCAUGGCUGCAAAGGAGAAACUGGAGGCGAUGUUGAACGUGGCCUUGCGGGUGCCCAGCAUCAUGCUGCUGGACGUCCUGUACAGAUGGGAUGUCAGCUCCUUUUUCCAGCAGAUCCAAAGAAGUAGCCUCAAUAACAACCCUCUUUUCCAGUACAAGUAUUUGGCUCUUAAUAUGCAUUAUGUAGGUUAUAUCUUGAGUGUUGUAUUACUCACUUUGCCCAGGCAGCAUCUGGUACAACUUUACUUAUAUUUUCUGACUGCCCUGCUCCUCUAUGCGGGACAUCAAAUAUCCAGGGACUACGUUAGGAGUGAGCUGGAGUCCGCCUAUGAAGGACCAAUGUACUUAGAACCUCUCUCCAUGAAUCGGUUUACCACAGCCUUGAUAGGGCAGCUGGUGGUGUGCACCCUGUGCUCCUGUGUCAUGAAAACGAAGCAGAUCUGGCUCUUUUCGGCUCACAUGCUUCCUCUGCUCGCACGACUCUGCCUUGUUCCCCUCGAGACCAUUGUGAUCAUCAACAAAUUUGCUAUGAUUUUUACUGGAUUGGAAGUUCUCUAUUUUCUUGGGUCUAAUCUUCUAGUACCAUAUAACCUUGCUAAGUCUGCAUACAGGGAAUUGGUCCAGGUAGUGGAGGUCUAUGGCCUUCUGGCCUUGGGGAUGUCCUUGUGGAACCAGCUGGUCGUCCCUGUUCUCUUCAUGGUGUUCUGGCUCGUCCUCUUCGCCCUUCAGAUUUACUCUUACUUCAGCACCCGGGACCAGCCCGCAUCACGCGAGAGGCUGCUUUUCCUUUUCCUGACCAGCAUUGCCGAAUGUUGCAGCACUCCGUACUCUCUCCUGGGCUUGGUUUUCACCGUGUCGUUCGUGGCUCUGGGCGUUCUGACGCUCUGCAAGUUUUACCUACAGGGUUACCGCGCUUUCAUGAAUGACCCCGCAAUGAACAGGGGGAUGACAGAGGGAGUGACGCUAUUGAUCCUGGCGGUGCAGACGGGGCUGAUUGAGCUGCAGGUCGUCCACCGGGCCUUCCUGCUCAGCAUCAUCCUCUUCAUCGUCGUUGCGUCCAUCCUGCAGUCCAUGCUGGAGAUCGCCGACCCCAUUGUGUUGGCGCUGGGAGCAUCUAGAGACAAGAGCCCGUGGAAGCACUUCCGGGCCGUGAGCCUGUGCUUGUUUCUGCUGGUGUUCCCCGCCUACAUGGCCUACAUGAUCUGCCAGUUCUUCCACAUGGACUUCUGGCUCCUCAUCAUCAUCUCCAGCAGUGUCCUCACCUCGCUCCAGGUUCUAGGGACACUUUUUAUUUAUGUCUUAUUCAUGGUUGAGGAAUUCAGAAAAGAGCCGGUGGAGAACAUGGAUGACGUCAUCUACUACGUGAACGGCACUUACCGCCUGCUGGAGUUCCUCGUGGCGCUCUGUGUGGUGGCCUACGGCGUCUCGGAGACCGUCUUCGGGGAGUGGACGGUGAUGGGCUCCAUGAUCAUCUUUGUCCACUCCUACUACAAUGUGUGGCUGCGGGCCCAGCUGGGCUGGAAGAGCUUUCUCCUCCGCAGGGACGCUGUGAAUAAGAUCAAGUCGCUACCCAUCGCCACAAAAGAGCAGCUCGAGAAACACAAUGACAUCUGUGCCAUCUGUUAUCAGGACAUGAAGUCGGCUGUGAUCACACCCUGCAGUCAUUUCUUCCAUGCAGGCUGUCUUAAGAAAUGGCUGUAUGUCCAGGAGACCUGCCCCCUGUGCCACUGCCACCUCAAGAACUCCCCCCAGCCUCCUGGAUCGGGGACAGAGCCUGCCCCACAGCCCCAGCCUCCUGGAUCGGGGACAGAGCCAGCUCUAGAGCCCCAGUCUCCUGGAUCAGGGACAGAGCGCGCUCCACAGCCCCAAGCUGGCGCUGAGCAAAACAUCCUCCUUCAGGAAGGUCCUGAACCCCCAGACCCUGAGCAUCCUCCAGGGACUGCAAUGCAGGAAAGUUCUAGGGACAGCAGUGGGAACAGCGCCAGAAUAUCAGCUAGCCAGGAGGGGACUGUUGACCCAGGAGAGCACCCUCAGAGUGGGAAAAGUGACACACAGUCCGUUGAGUCAGCCUAGAGGCCAAGAUGCGGGCACGGCGCUUUGGUACAGUGGAGGAGGCUCGACGGGGUUCACUCUCAGAUCUGAGGAGGAGCGGGAGAGAAUGAGGCAGGAAACUGACGUUCCGAGGUUCUAUCCAGGAAGCACUCAGUGCAGACCACCUGCUUUCAUCCCUUUUCCGUUGUAGGGGAACUUUUGCAAUGUAUGUUAAUCAAAAUGUAUUUCUGUGCUCUACGCUGACGUGUAGAUGUUCGCCAAGAAACUUCCACCUCGACAGCUUCAGGAAUGGCUCCCCCCUUUUGUGAGCUGUGAAUUAAGUUGGACUGGAGUGCUUGCAAGAGGCUGAUGAAGAGCGCGAGGGUGGUGUGGGCAAAGCGGGCAGAAGUGGAACUGGCAUUUCCCUUUCUACGAGAUGGGAUCAUUGUUUCCAAAGUCUGAGUAGUGACCAGCCCUCUCUCCAUCCCCUCUCCCUCUCCCUCUCUCUCUCUCCCUCUUCAUCAUUGGAACUGUCAGGCAAUGACCAAGUUUUGUGCGGCACUGCAGUGAAAUCAAAGACAGAAGCGUUGAUUGUGUCCCAAGGCUGAAGCACGCAUUGCUCACAUGUGCUUUAGGGAAGGGGAGGGCGGGCACUGGGCCUUGCGAGCGCAUUCAUGAAACCCCAGACUCUUGAACUCUGUGAUGGAGUCUUCUUUAUUUUGAUCUUGAUGGACCUUUUGUUAAAAUUUCGUAUACUUUGUUGGCUGCGUGAAGUAAACUAAAACUCCGAUGAACACUUUGGAGUUCACUCGAACAAGGGAGGCCAAAGUGGGAGGGGCUUUAGUGUGCUGAUUAAGGCCCUGGUGUACUUUUCAAUCCUGUGUAAUGUUUAAUUUUUGCAACGGAAUCAAUAACAGUGUUAAAUUAUGGCAAUAUUUGCACUUUGGGAAUGAGUACAUAACUGUAUGAUCACACUCUGCAAAUGCCACUUUUAAAGCUGUUCAUAGAUUUUGCACCUUUUCUUUGACAAGGAUGUGUCAUAUUUAAAUUUUUACAUUCAUCAUGGCUACCGAUAGAACUGGGGAGGGGGGAAUGUAAUUUUUUAUGGGAAUUUUGAUAUGAAAAGAAACUAGUCAUUUAUUUAUACAAUAGGCUUGGCUCAAAAAGUGUUUUUCAGACUUGGUAUUCCUAAUGUGGGAUGUGACUUUAUUUUCUUUUUAGUAGCAAAUUUGGAUGUAGACUGACAGACAUAGCUGAAUGUCUUAAUAAAUUUAAAUUUGAAGAUAA
Messenger RNA from Jaculus jaculus (lesser Egyptian jerboa), 3621 nucleotides. It is a transcript of the gene Rnf145, whose product is annotated as ring finger protein 145. The record is from RefSeq and is a predicted model, not a curated record. The coding region runs from base 307 to 2376 and encodes 689 amino acids. Gene Ontology annotation, molecular function: ubiquitin protein ligase activity; zinc ion binding. The transcript is spliced from 11 exons. Gene Ontology annotation, cellular component: endoplasmic reticulum; endomembrane system. NCBI's taxonomy places the organism in Eukaryota, Metazoa, Chordata, Mammalia, Rodentia, Dipodidae.